This is a messenger RNA of Macadamia integrifolia, 1882 nucleotides long. RefSeq lists its product as uncharacterized. NCBI's taxonomy places the organism in Eukaryota, Viridiplantae, Streptophyta, Magnoliopsida, Proteales, Proteaceae. The record is from RefSeq and is a predicted model, not a curated record. The coding region runs from base 77 to 1507 and encodes 476 amino acids. The transcript has a single exon.
AAACAAUUCGAUCUCUUCUUGUUGGCUCGCUCGGUGGAGAGGUAGCAGAGAGAGUGAAAAAAGUAGAGCGGAAUCCAUGGAAGGGGGAAGUAGCGGAAGAGCCGAAGCUCAACGAUGUCUAGAAAUUGCAGAGAAGCUUCUUUCAGUUCGAGAUCUCAUAGGAAGCAAGAAUUUUGCAGUUCGAGCUCAAAAAGCCGAUCCUUUCCUUGACGGAAUCGAGCAGAUCCUUGCCAUCGUCGAUGUUCUUCUGGCAGCCGAGAAGCGGAUCAACAAUCACUUGGACUGGUACGCAAUCCUGCAAAUCGGUUGUCAAUCUAACGAUCUGGAACUCAUAAAGAAAAAGUACAGGAAACUGGCUUUGCUCUUACAUCCGGACAAGAACAAAUCCGCCUUCGCCGAUGACGCGUUCAAGCUCGUCGUCGAUGCUUGGGCUGUUUUAUCUAAUCCAUCCAAAAAGCCUCUCUAUGAUAACGAGCUCAAUCUCUUCUCCAAAAUCGUUUCAAACCACAACCUACAACAACAACAACCUGUAAAGCCAACUCCUCGAAACAGGAAGAGAAAGGCACCUAAGGAGCAAAUCUUUAACUCGGCUAGCAACAGAACUCCAUCGUUGAUGUCGACUUUCUGGACGACAUGUCCGUAUUGCUAUAAUCUCUAUGAGUACCCUAGGAUUUACGAGGAGUGCUGUCUCAGGUGUGAGAAAUGUAAGAGGGCUUUUCAGGCUGUGAUGGUUAAUUCUGUUCCUCCGGCUGUACCCGGGGAGGAAGAGUUCUUCUAUUGCUGGGGUUUCUUCCCUCUGGCUUUCUCAGACUCUAAGUCUGGUGGCGGUAAACCUAAAUUUCCUAGCUUUUCUAGUUGGACGUCUUCUUCACCUCCGAUGUAUCCUCCUAAUCUUCAGCCUGGAGGGAAUCGUAGCUCUACAGACAAAAAUGCUGGGUUUCCUAAUUGGAUGCCUUUCUCUUCCAUGUUUACACCUCAAUCUCAAGCUGAAGGUAUUCGUAAUGCUACUGGGGGAAAUGAUGAUAGUUCGGUAGAUAUUAUUGACAAGGGGAAUUUUCCUACUCAGGUUAAGGUGAGACCUGUGUCAAAUGAGAAAUCUGGGGAACCAGAAGAGAAAGUGAAUAACAGAGAUCGGAACUCUCCGGGGAAGGCUAAGAAAGGGGGUGGUGAUGGUGAUGGAAGGAUGGAGGUUCCCAAAGUUGCUACUGCAAGGCUGCAAAGGAAGAAGACAGUUGCAAAGAGAACCCAAAAACAGAUGGGUAGAGGCCCCCAGGUUAAGAAAGUUGAAAAUAGAUCAACCCGAAAAUUGGGGAAACUUGAUUUGAAUGGGAAAGUAGGGUGUGAGGUUGAGGAUUCUGAACCUGGGGAAGGAACAGAUGCAGGGAGUGGGAAUGAAAAUGUUGCUACAGGGAUUGGGUUCUAUGAGGGACUUGAUGAUUUGCUGGGAAAUAUGCCAAUACUUAAUGUUGUAGAUGAUGGUGGAAAGGUUGAAGGUGGUGAUGCAUAGUUUGGGAUGAUUCCUGGCUGCUGCUUGUAAGCCUGUUGUAAUGGUUGAUGUAACAAUCUACAACCAGAUUUUCUGCUUUGCUGGUUGCCUCUUAGGGCAGAUGUAUAUUAUGCAGCAAUGUAUUUGUAUGCUAUUUAAACCAUUAGGAUGACUUCUUUUUCUUUUUGUAGAUUCUUCCUUCCUGUGAACAUGACUCAGUGUUUAUUAGGCUGAAAUCAAGUGGAAACCUGGGUCUGGGGAAGAACUCAAUGUCUAGUUUACUGGCUAGAUUGAGAAGUUUUGGUCUGAUUGUAGUUGCCUUAUUUGCCUCAAGAAUUUAUGGUCUACCCAACUCUUGCAAUGUGUUCCUCAUAUGCCUGCAGAUGGGUAAGCAGU